AUGGAUGCAGAUAUUCAUCAAGGAAAUACUAACAAAAAAGGUAAUCCUAUGAGAUCACCAGUAUGGCAAUAUUUCAAGCGGAUAUCUAUCAACGGUGUUUAUCGAGCUCAAUGCUUAGAAAAUGGAUGCGAUAAAACAUUAGCAUUAAUUAAUUGGACAACAUCGCCAUUGUUUAAACAUCUGCGAGAUGUUCAUAAAAUUCAUAAUUUGAAAAAAAACUCCAAUGGUCGUGUUUUUGUUGGUCGAGUAAAACACAAAUUAGCGAAAACAAAAAAGAAAAAACUUGAUAAUUUAGCAGUUGAAGCUAUUAUUAAAGAUGGAAGAAGUUUUAAUGACUUCAACAAAACUGGAUUAAAACAAUUUCUUCAAUAUGCAAUUCCCGGUUAUAAGCCCGUUCAUCGAAAUAAUGUUCAACAAAAACUCCGCAGUUUAUAUUAUUUACAUCAUAAGCUGUUGGAAAAUACGUUAUCAAAUGUAUCUGACAUCGCCAUUACCUUGGACUUUUGGUCAGAUAAGAAAUUAAAAUCAUAUUUAGUAUUAACAGGACAUUUUCUCGAUGAAGAUUUUCAAUCAAAAUCAACUAUUUUACAAUUUUCAUCCUUUGAUCAACGACAUUUUUCUGAUUUAAUUGGGGAAGAAAUUGAAAAACAACUGGUUGAUCUAAAUAUAUUUGAUAAAAUCACCACCAUAACCUGUGACAAUGCUCCUAAUAUGUUGGGAUUAUUUAAUCAUUUAUCACGUGAUAUUAAACGCAUUCCAUGUGUAGCCCACGUACUUCAUCUGACAAUUUGUAAUGCAUUAGGUAUUUGGCAAGAGGGAGAAGAUAAUGAUCUUAAUAGAACAACUGAUAAAUCUAACAAUAAUAUAUCUGAAAAUGAAUUUGAUGAAGGUCUUACUCAAUCGGUAAGAAAAAUGAGUCUUGAUGGUGAUAUAUCAGGUCAGCAAAAUAACCAAGAAAGUGAUGAACAAGAUGUAUUUGGUGAUGAAACAAGCGAAGACGAAGUAGGAUGGGAUGAUGAAGAUAAGAUGACAAUUGACAAUGAAGGUGGUGAAAAAUUUGGUGAUGAAGGUGGUGAAAAAGGUGGUGAUGAAUAUGAAUCCGAUGGUAGUGAUUUUGAAAAGGAUGAAAUUGAAGAUAAUUUUCAAGUUGGUUUAAAAACAAGUGUAAAUGAUGUUCAAGACGAUGCAUCAACUACGGCUGAACAACAAAUCGCAUACGUUUUACGAAAAUGUCGUCGAUUAGUUUCAACAAUAAAAUAUUCCAAUGUGUUUCAAUUAUAUCUGAAAGAUUUAAUUAAUGAAUACAACAAUGCACAUGAGAAAAAAAUUAAACGCUCUCUUCAACUUGAUGUAAAAUCCCGAUGGAGUUCCACGCAUUAUAUGCUGGAAGCAUUUCAAAUAUUUCGUCCAAUUAUUGAUAGUUUGUUUAAAAAUAUACGUAAAAUGAAUCUGUCAAAGAACCAGACAAAUAGUUUACAUAAAUUAGAAAUGUCAAAUACUAGUUGGGAUAUGGUUGAAUUGCUAUUAAAAGCUUUAGGACCAUUUAAACGUGCAAUAAAACUUAUAAGUGGAUCUCAAUAUCCAACAGCCGGUUUGGCAUUAUUUAUUAUACGUAGAAUUCAACAAACUUUCCUUGAAAAUGUUCGAUCAAACGAUGGUGAAAUGUUUCAAAGAAUCAAACAACUUAUUCAUGAAAAAUUAAUAUAUUACACAACUGAUAAAUAUGGUGAAGGUUUUACAAAUUUAAUAAUUCACGCCUACUUUGAACCACAUGGUCUUUCUGUAUUAACUCAAAAAGAAAUAGCAUCAACUGAACGUCAAUUGAGAUAUUCAACACGCCAUUUAUUCUCUGAUCAACAAUCCACGAUGAUGUCUGGAAAACAAAAACGUUCAGCAUUAGAUAUGUUUCUAGACUCUAUUGAUGGUGAUACUGAUUGUGUAUCACACUCAACUAACAAAACAUCAACAUCAACAUCAACAUCUUGCUUUACAAAUGAAGCAAAAAAGUAUCGUCAAUUAGCUAGCAAUUUUAUGUCCGAUGAUCGGGAAGAUAAAAGUGCUGCCCUCUUUUGGAAGUGUAAUCAACAUUCACUACCAAUGUUAUCAAUAUUAGCAAGAAAAUAUCUUGCAACUCCUGCCACUAGCGUUCCGUCGGAAAGCGCUUUCAGUAAAAGCGCUUAUUAUGGUCGAAAAGAGCGGGCUAAUAUAAAUGCCAACACUCUUUCACAAUCCGUCUUUUUAAAAGACAAAUUGAUGACCGAGAAGUAA
This is a messenger RNA of Rotaria socialis, 2268 nucleotides long. The record is from the annotation of a GenBank genome assembly. NCBI's taxonomy places the organism in Eukaryota, Metazoa, Rotifera, Eurotatoria, Philodinida, Philodinidae.